AUGAUGAUAACAUAUGAAAAUAAAAUAAUUCUUGCACCAAUGGUACGCAUUGGAACUUUACCAAUGCGACUAUUAGCUUUACGUUACGGCGCCGACAUCGUAUACACUGAGGAACUAAUUGAUUGGAAAUUUAUGCGAUCAAAACGAAGAUACAAUGAUAUUCUUAAUACUGUUGAUUUCAUUGAUCAGACUGAUGGUACUAUAGUAUUUCGAACAUGUUCAGAAGAGAAAGAAAAGGUUGUUUUACAACUUGGCACAUGUGAUGCUGACAGAGCUUUAAAAGUGGCCCAAAUGGUAGAAAAAGAUGUAGCUGCUAUUGAUAUUAAUAUGGGAUGUCCCAAGGAGUUUUCAAUCAAAGGUGGGAUGGGUGUUGCUCUCCUAGAAGAAACAGAUAAGGCAUAUAGUAUAUUACACACUUUGGUAACUAACCUGUCUAUACCAGUUACAUGUAAAAUAAGAAUUUUUGAAACAGCUGAAGAAACAUUAAAUGUGGUUAAAAAACUGGUUAGUGCAGGAAUUAAAGCAAUUGCUAUACAUGGUAGGACACGAAAUGAACGUCCACAACAUGCUGUACACACAGACAUAAUUCGGUAUGUUGCCGACAAGAUAUCCAUUCCAGUAAUUGCAAAUGGAGGUUCCAAAGAGAUUGAGAAUUACAAAGAUAUUCUUAAAUUUAAACAAAUGACUGGUUGCACAAGUGUCAUGCUUGCACGGGCAGCGGAAUGGAACUGUUCUAUUUUUAGAAAAGAGGGCCUUUUGCCAAUGGAUACUGUUAUUAAAGAAUAUCUUAAACUUGCAGUUGAUUAUGACAAUUCACCAUCAAAUACAAAGUAUUGUGUGCAAAAUAUAUUAAGAGAGUUACAAGAGACACCAAGAGGUCGAAAAUUUUUGGAAUGCCAAACAAUGGAGCAAAUAUGUGCAAUUUGGGAUUUAGAAGAAUAUUGUUGUGAAAAACAAUCCAAAUACCAAAAGAUGGGUAUACAGGGAAGAUGGCAAGUCACUCCAGAUGAAUUAGAACCUCCAUACAAAAAGCAAAAGUCUACCUUAGUUUGUUUAGAGGACGUAACACAAAUGCAGGUAUGUUUUAUUCGCGCCAAUUUCAAUGAUUUGAACCUGCCAAAGUCUCAACUACAUGCAUGGGCUGGUAAAAACGGACAUAAAUUACCUGUUUAUGACACUCAACAGGUAGAAAAGUUAUUUCGUACAAUAUUAACAUUCAAUGGCAGAAGAUAUACAUCAACAUUUUGGGAGAAAAACAAAAAGUUUGCAGAACAAGGAGCAGCUUUAGUAUGUUUAUAUCAUCUUGGGGUACUUACAGAGGAAGAUUUAAUUAAGUUUGGGAGCAUAAUAAAAUAA
Molecule: messenger RNA, 1356 nt
Organism: Parnassius apollo (apollo)
Lineage: Eukaryota; Metazoa; Arthropoda; Insecta; Lepidoptera; Papilionidae
Source: the annotation of a GenBank genome assembly